AUGGUGAGGCUUGUGCUGCCGAACCCGGGCCUGGAGGACCGAAUCCCCUCCCUGGGGGAACUGGAGGUCAUGGAGAAGGAGGAGGCCGGCUCUCGGCCCAAGUGGGACAACAAGGCCCAGUACAUGCUCACUUGCGUGGGCUUCUGCGUGGGCCUGGGCAAUGUGUGGCGCUUCCCGUACUUGUGCCAGAGCCACGGCGGAGGAGCGUUCAUGAUCCCGUUUCUCAUCUUGCUGAUUGUGGAGGGCGUCCCCUUGCUGCACCUGGAGUUCGCCAUCGGGCAGAGACUGCGCAAGGGCAGCGUGGGCACCUGGAGCUCCAUCCACCCAGCCCUGAAAGGUGUAGGGAUUGCAUCCAUGUUCGUGUCCUUCAUGGUGGGCCUCUACUACAACACCAUCAUCGCCUGGGUCAUGUGGUACUUCUUCAACUCCUUCCAGGAACCCCUGCCUUGGAGCACCUGCCCGCUCAAUGACAACCAGACAGGCUACGUGGAGGAGUGCGCCCGCAGCUCAGCUGUGGACUACUACUGGUACCGGGAGACCCUCAACAUCUCUACUUCCAUUGACGACUCUGGCUCUGUGCAGUGGUGGAUCCUGCUCUGCCUGACCUGUGCCUGGAGUGUCCUCUAUGUGUGCACCAUCCGUGGCAUUGAGACCACUGGCAAGGCUGUGUACAUCACCUCGACGCUGCCCUACGUUGUCCUGACCAUCUUCCUCAUUCGGGGCCUUACACUGAAGGGAGCCACCAAUGGCAUUGUCUUCCUCUUCACGCCUAAUAUCACAGAGCUGGCCAACCCAGUGACUUGGCUGGACGCGGGGGCCCAGGUCUUCUACUCCUUCUCGUUGGCCUUUGGGGGCCUCAUCUCUUUCUCCAGCUACAACUCUGUCCACAACAACUGUGAGAUGGACUCAGUGAUUGUGUCCGUCAUCAACGGCUUCACAUCCGUGUACGCAGCCACCGUGGUUUACUCCAUCAUUGGCUUCCGCGCCACCGAGCGUUUUGACGACUGCUUCAACAAGAAUAUCCUGACACUCAUGAACGGGUUCGACCUGCCGGAAGGCAAUGUCACCCAGGAGAACUUUGAGGAAAUACAGCAGUGGUACAAUAAAACGUAUCCCGUGGCCUUCUCCCAGCUAAAAUUCCAGACCUGUGACAUGAACUCUUUCCUGUCAGAGGGUGUGGAGGGCACGGGGCUGGCGUUCAUUGUCUUUACGGAGGCCAUCACCAAGAUGCCAGUGUCCCCGCUGUGGUCUGUGCUCUUCUUCAUCAUGCUCUUCUGCCUGGGCCUGUCCUCCAUGUUUGGGAACAUGGAAGGUGUGGUUGUGCCCCUGCAAGACCUCAAAGUCAUCCCUGAAAAGUGGCCCAAGGAGGUGCUUACAGGCCUCAUCUGUUUGGGGUCGUAUUUCAUUGCGUUCAUCUUCACGCUGAACUCUGGCCAGUACUGGCUUUCCCUGAUGGAUGGCUACGCUGGCUCUAUCCCCCUGCUCAUCAUCGCCUUCUGUGAGAUGUUUGCCGUCGUCUACGUGUAUGGUGUGGACAGGUUCAACAAGGACAUUGAGUUUAUGAUCGGCCACAAGCCCAACAUCUUCUGGCAAAUCACAUGGAGAGUGGUUAGUCCACUGCUCAUGCUGAUCAUCUUCUUGUUCUUCUUCGUGGUCAAGGUCAAUGAGGAGCUGAUGUACAGCAUCUGGGACCCUUCUUAUGAGGAAUUUCCUAAAUCCAAGAAGGAAUCAUACCCAAGUUGGGUGUAUGCCGUGGUGGUCUUCAUUGCUGGUGUGCCCUGCCUCACUAUCCCCUGCUUUGCCAUCUACAAGGUCAUCAGGAACUACUGCAAGAGGAGAGGAAACCAGCAGUUGAUAAGCGCCCAGUCCACAGCCUCUAUAAAUGGAGACCUGAAGUACUGA
Messenger RNA from Pteronotus mesoamericanus, 1902 nucleotides. It is a transcript of the gene SLC6A19, whose product is annotated as solute carrier family 6 member 19. The record is from RefSeq and is a predicted model, not a curated record. The transcript has 12 exons. Lineage: Eukaryota; Metazoa; Chordata; Mammalia; Chiroptera; Mormoopidae. Gene Ontology annotation, cellular component: plasma membrane. Bases 1 to 1902 code for a protein of 633 amino acids. Gene Ontology annotation, biological process: sodium ion transmembrane transport.